AUGGCAUUUCGUAUUCUUGCAUUCAGUAUUUUUAUUUCAAUGAUAUAUUUUUAUUCAAUUGAAUCAUUACCAUUCUCGGAUGAUUUACCUAUUGAAAAUUCUUUAUACCCAAAUCUUAUUAAAUUACCAACUGAUGUAAUGUAUCCAUCAAAUUUUAUUUCAAUUAUAUGUCAACAACAAGAACAAUAUCCAUUAAAAUUAACGAAUAAAUUAUGUUCAAAUUCUUUUCAUUCAUACGAAAUACAUGAACAGCAAAAACAACAGCAACGAGGUAAACGAGUCGGAUGGACAAUUAGCGUUUAA
This is a messenger RNA of Adineta steineri, 303 nucleotides long. The record is from the annotation of a GenBank genome assembly. NCBI's taxonomy places the organism in Eukaryota, Metazoa, Rotifera, Eurotatoria, Adinetida, Adinetidae.